CCAUAGAUACUAAUAAUUUGACAGACUGUCAACUUCGUAAAAAUUCCAGAAAUUUGCGUUUAAAACUGAUAAAACACACGAAAAACAAUGGCGUGGUGUUCGAAAGAUUUGUUUCCAACAAAGAUGAGCUUUGUUUAUUUCAUUUCAUACAUGGGACUUUUCAUAAAUCAAGGUAUAUUGGUGACAGCAUCAAAAUCAAAGAACAAUACGUACAGUUACAAUACAGUUACAGUGGUUCUACUGACAGAGUGUGUGAAACUAGUUGCUGCCAUUUUAAUCUAUUUAAAAGAGAAACCAGCUUCUUCAUUUUUUACUGAGUUUACCAGUAACAAGGAAACAUUACUGUACUACUUUGUGCCAGCGGGACUGUACUGUCUGUAUAAUAACCUACAGUUUGAGAACUUGGCAAAUUAUGAUCCUACCACAUACUACUUACUGUUACAGUUCAGGGUUGUUGUUACAGGAGUUGUCUUUCAGAUAAUAUUUCAGAAGCAGUUGAGUCGUAUUCAAUGGGUUUCUCUUCUGUUUCUCACAUUUGGAUGUGUUGUGAAGGAGUAUGGUAGAGCUGCAGGGAGUAGUCCUGAUACAACUGCUGAGGUCAAAACAAGCUCAUUCCUUGAUGUACAUCUCCUGCUUAUCCUUGUGCAGGUGUUUUGUUCGUGUUUUGCUGGUGUCUACAAUGAGUAUCUACUGAAAGGGCGUGGCUUAGAUAUUCAUAUAAUGAUGCAGAAUGUCUUCAUGUACAUGGAUUCUAUUCUCUGUAACGGACUAAUCCUUGCAUACAAAGGGCAGCUAACUGAUGCAUUCACUGUGUCUAGUCUUUCGUCCAUCUUUCAAGUCAAUGUCAUAUUUAUAAUAUUAAAUAAUGCCGCCAUUGGCAUUGUUGUUAGUUUAUUUUUACGAUCUCUGAACUCUAUUCUCAAGACAUUUGCUAGUGCUUUAGAACUGAUGUUCACAGCUGUUUUAUGCUGGAUUAUAUUUGGUAUAGCAGUUGAUAUUUACACAGUUAUAGCUAUCUUCAUAGUGUCAGCAGCCACUUUUCUCUAUGCUCACAAUCCGGUAGUGAAUGUGCCUAAAAGUGAAGUUGUCCACCAAAAGGAGAAUGGUGCUUCAGACACAAAAACUGUGCAGUCUGUUUAACUUUUAAUCUACUAACUUUUGUGAUUUAUAGGCACUGACCUCCAGAUUUUGGCUAAAAAUGAUAUUUCUUUCAGAUGGAAGUUUGAUCAUAUUAUGAACAUUUGAAUAUUAGUUGUUGUUUCUAAACUAUCAUUAAAUUGCCACAUCAAGAAAAAAAAAGAUGCCAGCAUCAGGAAGCAAACCCAAGCCGCUGUUGCAGUUAAAAUUUUUCCUCUGUCUUUACAAUAUGCCAGUUCCACCACAUUGGACUAUGUGUUUAGUGUAUUAAAUAUAGAUCUGUGUAAUUUAAGGCAGUUUACCUCAGGUAAAGCAUUACAAACACUUUUCGAUAUUCAUAGUAAAUAUUAGUAAAGAACAACUAAUUCUCAUAUGUACCUAGUAUUAUAGUCUGUCAGUAAUUAAAUUUCUAAGUUUUCUUAAGAAAUAGGUUAAUUUCCUGGUAACUAAUUUUUAAAAAAAAUUGUUGUCCAAUGAUCUGCAGACCAGUGCCUUUAAUGACUGAACAAAUUUUAUUUAUUGUAUUGUUUGUUUGUUUUGGGUUUAACGCCGUUUUUCAACAGUAUUUCAGUCAUGUAACAGCGGGCAGUUAACCUAACCAGUGUUCCUGGAUUCUGUACCAGUACAAACCUGUUCUCCGCAAGUAACUGCCAACUUCCCCACAUGAAUCAGAGGUGGAGGACUAAUGAUUUCAGACACAAUGUCGUUUAUCAAAUAGUCAUGGAGAACAUAUGCCCUGCCCGAGGAUCGAACUCACGACCCCGCAAUCCGUAGACCAACGCUCUACCUACUGAGCUAAGCGGGCCAUUAGUGGUGGGAGCAUAUAGAUUUGGUCUUGUCCGUCCGUGUGUGCAUGAUAAGAACUUGUGCACCUACUAUUUUUCAUCUGGGUCAGCCUCAUAUUUCCAGAGUUAUGGCCCCUGAAAUAGUCAAAAAUGCACAUUUUCACCUUGUGACACGCCUAACUCAAAAAGUAUUAUAUAUAAAUUGAUUAAACCUUGCAGGAGUCUUGAUCAUGAUAUGAACUUGGGCACCUCCAAUCUUUUGUCUGCCUCAACCCUCUGAAAUAGUCAAAAUUGCACUUUUUCACCUCUUGACGCACCUAGCUCAAAAAGUAUAUGAUAUAAAUGGAUGAAAUCUUGUAUGAGUCUUUAUCAUGUUAUAAACUUGCACACCUCUUAUUUUUUGGCUGGCUCCACCCCCUAUUUUUAAAGUUAUGGCCCCUGAAAUAGUAAAAGAAUACACAUUUUCACCUAAUUAUGUGCCUAGCUUAAAAAGUGUUUAAUGUAAAUUCACGAAACCAUGUUUGAGUCUUUAUUGUGAUGUGACACUUGGCAUUCUUCUUGAGAAUCUUAGCUCUUAUUACAGAGUUAUUGUCCUUCAAAUAGCCAAAGUAGUGGAUUUUUUGUUUGUGAUGCUCAUAGCUGAAAAAGUAUAUGGCCUAGAAUAAUGAAUCCUUUUCAUACAAUGUUUGUUGAGGCAAUACCCUAUUAAGACUGCAAUUAGAAUUAUUUCCCCUUAAUUGUGACAAAUGUACCAGUGGGGACACACACUGUGUCCUACAGACAUAUUCUGGUUUCAGUUUAGUCCCAUCUUGUAUUAAUUUUCUCACAUUUCGUACUCUACAUUUAAACUUUCUGCUCCCAUUUUCCUUGGCAUUUUCAGAAUUUUCUAUACAAUGAAACUCUGCUCACUGGAUUAUCAGUUACUGGAGCACGCUGACUUAUUUGAGCAAUACCUUAUUGGUUCUCGGCUGUUUUUUUCCUUCUGGAUUACUCAAAACUGGAUAUUUCAGUUAUUUGCUUAUCAGCAUGCAGCUUUGAUCAACAGCUGUUUUGCCAUACUAGUAUUCAAACUUUUGUCACUAGUAUAAGUACCAAUUGCUUUUCAAGUAGAUGUUUGCAGAAAAAUAUGCUUGAAGUAAAUUAUAAAAUAUAUAAAUUAUAAAAAAAUAUUAAUGACUGUGUAACCCUUACCAUGCUGGACACAAUUAUUCUUAGCCUUUGUGACCAGUGUAGAUCAAGAUCAGUAUGCACAUCCAUGCAGUCUGAUUAUGGUCUGCACUGUUUGCCAUUCAGCCAGUAUAUUUUUGGUAAACACCCCUGUUAACAGUUAAUGGUACUGUCCAAAUUGAAAGAUGGACAAGUUCAUUAUAGAAAUCUAGUAGGAUAAGGGCUAAAGUAGUGAUUUCAUUUUUUAGCUCGACUAUUCGAAGAAUAAGUAGAGCUAUCCUACUCACCACGGCGUCGGCGUCACACAUUGGGUUAAGUUUUUCGUAACAGUCCACAUUUUGACAAAGUCUUUUGAGAUAAAGCUUUGAAACUUUCAACACUUGUUUACCAUCAUCAUGGCCAGUUAUAGACAAGAGCACAUAACUCCAUCAAGGAUUUUGGCUGAAUUAUGGCCCCUUUUGACUUAGAAAUCAUGGUUAAGUUUUUCGUACCAGUUCAUAUUUUGACAAAGUCUUUUGAGAUAAAGCUUUGAAACUUUCAACACUUGUUUACCAUCACCAUGUCCAGUUAUAGGCAAGAGCACAUAACUCCAUCAAGGAUUUUGGCUGAAUUAUGGCCCAUUUUGACUUAGAAAUCUGGGUUAAUAUUUCGUACCAGUCCACAUCUUGACAAAGUCUUUUGAGAUAAAGCUUUGAAACUUUUAACACUUGUUUACCAUCACCAUGUCCAGUUAUAGGCAAGAGCACAUAACUCCAUCAAGGAUUUUGACUGAAUUAUGGCCCCUUUUGACUUAGAAAUCAUGGUUAAGUUUUUCGUACCAGUUCAUAUUUUGACAAAGUCUUUAGAGAUAAAGCUUUGAAACUUUCAACACUUGGUUACCAUCACCAUGUCCAGUUAUAGGCAAGAGUACAUAACUCCAUCACGGAUUUUGGCUGAAUUAUGGCCCUUUUUGACUUAGAAAUCUGGGUUAAUAUUUCGUACCAGUUCAUAUUUUGACAAAGUCUUUUGAGAUAAAGCUUUGAAACUUUCAACAUCUGUUUACCAUCACCAUGUCCAGUUAUAGGCAAGAGUACAUAACUCCAUCAAGGAUUUUGGCUGAAUUAUGGCCCUUUUUGACUGAGAAAUCUUGGUUAAGUUUUUCGUACCAGUUCAUAUUUUUUGUAAAGUUUAGACAUAUGGCUUUGAAACUUUUAUCACUUGUUUAGUAUAAUAGUCUUUAUCUGUAGGAAAGAGAACAUAACUCUGUCAUCUAUUUUGGCUGAAUUAUGGCCCAUUUUUUGGUCCAUGUUUUGUCAAAACUAUUUGACAUAUGGCUUUUAGACUUUGAACACUUGUUUAUCAUUAUGAUUUCCAUCUGUAGGCAAGAGUACAUAACUAUUUUGACUGAAUUAUGGCCCUUUUUGGACUUUGAAAUUGGCUCAUAUAUUGCCAUUUAGUGCAAGACUUAUUGAAAUCAAAGUAAUACAGGAACAUUGUUUGUCUAAUCUAUUUAUUUCUUUUGUCUGAAUAUCCGUGGAAAUAUUUUGACACCAUUCUUCAAUCAAUUCUUCGAAUAGUCGAGCGCGCUGUCAUCAGACAGCUCUUGUUUUUUUUAGAUGAUAUCUCAAUGUGAGUGGAGACUGAAGAUUAUAGGGUAUUAGAAGCAUAAUGUAAAAUUACAUACUGGAAGGUUUUGUUUUAUAUUAAAACAUUUAGCAAUCCAACGGAUAUAUUUUCUCAUAAACUGAACAUUAUUUAAGAAAUAAUAAGUUCCCAAACAUGGUUUAUCGUAGAAUAACUCGAGUUUUGAGUUCUUAUGUGUAAGAAUAUAUCACGAAGGCCGUAGGCCUGAGUGAUAUAUUGUUUUGCGUAAGAACAUAAAACACAGGUCAUUCUACGAUAAAUCACACUAAUAGUCUUGGGAACUUAUUAUUUCGAUUCUAACACGACAUACUAGUAUCAACAGUGUUAGAAAAAAUGGUAACUACUUUUUAUGACCGUGCUAUGUAUCUAGAUCGGAUGAUGUCAUAGCACGCGAUUGGUUUAUUGCAGAAUAACCCGAAAUAGAUUUUUCUCUAUAUGUGGUUGUGUUAGAAUUCUAUAUAUAUGGAAUUGAAUAGGUGUUUUUUGGGGGGUGGGGGGGAAAUGAAAGAAUUUGUAUAAAAAAAUCUAGCAUGUUUAUAGAUGUAGUAACGGUUCUAAUACUUAAUUGUAUAGAAUGGGCUAGCACCAUUUCGACCACUGUUGAUAAAGUUAUAUAAAAUUUUACACGUGGAAUAUUCUUUAGAAAUUUACAUCAUCAGUUGAAUCAUCAUGAUUUCAUGCAAGCUUUUCAUGUCAUAUUAGUUUAAUCCAGUGGACACAAAAACUUACGCAAUUAACCUUUAGCCUGCUGGUGACAAGUGAUUGCCUUUGCGACCAGUGCCAACCAAGAUCAGCCUGCACGGAUUGUCUGCACUCACCGCUAUUCAGUCAAUAAAUUUUCAGUGAACUCCCCUUUGAAAAAUAAAUGGUUUUGCCUAAAUUGAACGAUGGACCAGUCCAUUUUAGAAAUUUAGCAGGCUACGGGUUAGCUUAAAUGACUGUGAAGUUCCUAGUGGUAGUAUAUGGCUUUGUGUGUGUUGAUUCUAUGCAUUUGGCACAUUAAUCAAACUGCCUUUUCUCAAACAGCAAAGCUAAGUUAGCUGAACACGUGCCAUUGAACAUGUUUAUCAAUAGUCAUAAAAAGAACGCUAUAUAAAUGUGGUAUUAUGUAUAGUAAUAGUGUAUGUAAUCUGCAUAUAUAUUUUUUUUAUUUCAAUCUGUAAACGCUUAGUGUGGUAUAUAUUUCCUUGAACAAAGCCUUUUGUUUACCAGAUUUGUGAUACUUGAUCACAAUAAAGUGUACUUGAGCAUAACAGCAGUGUGUAACAUUUGUUUUUAAUUUAUUUUUGUUUUACAAAAUUUUAUUAGUAAUCAAACAGACAAUGCAGCCUAUGUUUUCUAUCUUUUCCUGAUAGCUCUACUUUCCCAGAUAUUCUUUUGUUAUCUAAAUAGCUUAAGAAAUCCAUCUUAUUACCUGAUACAGAAAGUGCAAUACUGCUGCUUGCCAAUUGAAUUUUAUUACCCCUUAUCAUGCUUGGCACAAUUGAUUCUGCCUUUGCAACCAGUGUAGAUCAUGAUCAGCCUGCACAUCCGUGCUGUCCAAUCAUGAUCUGCAAUGUUCGCCAUUCAGUCAGUACAUUUUUGAUAAGCACCCAUUUUAAUAGUUAAUGGUAAUGUCCAAACUGAAAGAUGGGCAAGUUCAUUAUAGAAAUUUAGCAGGGUAAGGGUUAGUAUACCGUAUCUUACAAAAAUCUACAAUGUAUACUAGUAAUGAACAGAAUUGUUACAAUAUUUACAUUAUGUACCAUUUUUACUUAAAGUAUAUUACUUUGUAAUAUUUAAAUAACAAGUAAAAAUCCCUCCAAGUGUGAAAAAAUAUUGAUUCUUCUGUAACAUUUUCUAGAUACAAUAUACUUGUGUAAUUUCCUUAGUUCUGCAUUAGGUAACAUAUAAAAGUGCUCUAAAAAUAACUUUUAGGACAUGUAUUCCAGCCAGAUUUUUUUCAGUACUUCUCAAAACAAAAAAGUGCUCUGCUUUUAUCUGUCAGUUUUUUCACGUGCAUUUUACUCUGAACCCGUUCACUUAAUGCUAGGGAAAGCACAGAUCUACCGGUACACAUUGCAGGGUUGUGAGUUCAAUCCCUGGUUAGGUCUAUGUUCUCUGUGACAAUAUGAUUAAAAGUAUUGUAUUGUGUUUGAAAUCAUUCUUCCUCCAUCUUCAAUUUAUGUGUAGAAGUUGGCAGAACAUUGAAUGAUCUCAGAUAAACACUUUACCAUAUAAACAUGGUCCUAGUUUUUAUAUUUCCAAACUUUUAAAAAAGUUAUUGAAACUGGGUUGAUGAAAAUAUGAAAAUAUUUGUAAUGUUUUCUUUUUUCCUGUGUUUAUCAGCUCACCUUGAGCAAGAAGUGCUCAAGAUGAGCUUUUGUGAUCGCCCUGUGUCAGUCAUCCGUCAUUCGUCAACAGUUUGGCUGUUAACACUCUAGAGGUCACAAUUUUGGCCCAAUCUUAAUGACACUUGGUCCGAAUGUUACCAUCAAUAAAAUCUUGGAUGAGUUCAAUAUUGGGUCAUUGGGGUCAAAAACUAGGUCACCAGGUCAAAUCUAAGGAAAAGCUUGUUAACAUUCUAGAGGCCACAUUUAUGAUUUUAUCUUCAUGAAUCUUUGCCAGAAUGUUAAUCUUGAUGAUCUUUAGGUCAAGUUCAAAUCUUGGUCAUGUGGGGUCAAGAACUAGUUCACCAGGUUAAAUCAAAGAAAAAGCUUGUUAACACCAUAGAGGCCUCAUUUGUGACUGUAUCUUCAUGAAACUUGGUCAGAAUGUUAACCUUGAUGAUCUUUAGGUCAAGUUCGAAUCUGGGUCAUGUGGGGUCAAAAACUAGGUCACCAGGUCAAAUCAAAGGAAAAGCUUGUUAACACCAUAGAGGUCUCAUUUAUGACUGUAUCUUCAUGAAACUUAUUCAGAAUGUUAACCUUGAUGAUCUUUAGGUCAAGUUCAGAUCUGAGUCAUAGCGGAUCAAAAACUAGGUCACCAGGUCAAAUCAGAGGAAAAGCUUGUUAACACUCUAGAGGCCACAUUUGUGACCAUAUCUUAUUGGUUAGAAUGUUAAUCUUGAGAAUUUUUAGGUCAAGUUUAAAUCUGAUUCAGGUGGGGUCAAAAACUAGGUCACCGGGUCAAAUCAAAAGAAAAGCUAGUUAACACACUAUAAGCCAUAUUUAUGACUUAUCUUAAUGAAACUUGGUCAGAAUGUUAAUGUUGAUGAUCUUUAGGUUAUGUUCAAAUAUGGGUCAGAUGGGGUCGAAAACAACGUCACCAGGUCAGAACAAAGGAAAAGCUUGUUAACACUCUAGAGGCCAUAUUUAUGACUGUAUCUUCAUGAAACUUGAUCAGAAUGUUAACCUUGAUGAUCUUUAGGUCAGGCUGGAAUCUGGGUCAUGUGGGGUCAAAAACAAGGCAAAUCAGAGGAAAAGCUAGUUAACACUCUAGAGGCCAUAUUUAUGACCAUAUCUUAAUGAAACUUGAUCAGAAUGUUAAUCUUGAAGAUCUUUAGGUCAAGUUUGAAUCUGGGUCAGUUGGGGUCAUAAACUAGGUCACCAGGUCAAAUCAAAGGUAAAGCUUGUUAACACUCUAGAGACCUAAUUUUAAGUUUGAAACUCAUGGGAAUGACAGAAUGUUUGUCUUGAUGACUUCUAGGUCAGGUUUGAAUCUGGGUCAUGUGGGGUAAAAAACUAGGUCACCAGGCCAAAUCAAAAGUUAAGCUUGUUAACAAUCUAGAUGUCAAAUUUCUGACUGUCUUCAUGAAACUUGGUCAGAAUGUAAAUCUUGAUGAUCUUUAGGCCAAGUUGGAAUCAGAGUCAUAUGGGGUCAAAAAUUAGGUCACAAGGUCAAGUCAAAGGGAAAGCUAGUGAACACUCUAGAGACCUUAUUUAUGACCAUAUCUUCAUGAAACUUGGUCAGAAUGUUAAUCUUAAUGAUCAUAAGGUAAAGUUCUAAUCUGGGUCAGGUGGGGUCAAAAACUAGGUCACCAGGCCAAAUCAAAAGUAAAGCUUGUUAACAAUCUAGAAGCCACAUUUAUGACUAUCUGUAUGAAAUUUGGUGAGAAUGUUAAUCUUGAUGAUCUUUAGAUAAAGUUCGAUUCUGGGUCAUGUGGGGUCAAAAUCUAGGUCACUAGGUCAGAUUUAAGGAAAAACUAGUUAUCACUAUAGAGGCCACAUUUUUAUGCCCCCAAAGGGAGGCAUAUAGUUUUUGAACCGUCUGUCUGUCUGUCGGUCUGUCAGUCUGUCGGUCCGUCCGCAAUUUUCGUGUCCGGUCCAUAUCUUUGUCAUCGAUGGAUGGAUUUUCAAAUUACUAGACAUGAAUGUGUACCACAGUAAGACGACGUGCAGUGCGCAAGACCCAGGUCUGUAGCUCAAAGGUCAAGGUCACACUUAGACGUUAAAGGAUAGUGCACUGAUGGGCGUGUCCGGUCCAUAUCUUUGUCAUCGAUGGAUGGAUUUUCAAAUAACUUGGCAUGAAUGUGUACCACAGUAAGACGACGUGCAGUGCGCAAGACCCAGGUGCGUAGCUCAAAGGUCAAGGUCACACUUAGACGUUAAAGGAUAGUGCAUUGAUGGGUGUGUCCGGUCCAUAUCUUUGUCAUCGAUGGAUGGAUUUUCAAAUAACUUGGCAUGAAUGUGUACCACAGUAAGACGACGUGUCACACGCAAGACCCAGGUCCGUAGCUCAAAGGUCAAGGUCACACUUAGACGUUAAAGAUCAUUUUUCAUGAUAGUGCAUUGAUGGGCAUGUCCGGUCCAUAUCUUUGUCAUUCAUGCAUGGAUUUUAAAAUAACUAUGCAUGAAUGUGUGACACAGUAAGACGAUGUGUCGCGCGCAAGACCCAGCUCCGUAGGUCAAAGGUCCUAAACUCUUAACAUCAGCCAUAACUAUUCAUUCAAAGUGCCAUCGGGGGCAUGUGUCAUCCUACGGAGACAGCUCUUGUUGACCAUAUCUUAAUGAAACUUGGUCAGAAUGUUAAUCUUGAUGAUCUUUAGGUCAAUAGGCCAGGUGAGCGAUACAGGGCCUUCAUGGCCCUCUUGUUUUGUAGUUUCAUACUAAAUAUUGUGUGUUAAGAAUUUAUAAUUUUACUGUUCAAUUUAGAUAAUGUAUGCCUUAUACAUAUUUAUGCCACCUUAAAAGGAGAUGGGAUAUAUUACUUAGCGCACGGUCAGUUGUUUUACAAACAGCUCUUGUUAAUAAUGAAUACAUGAACGCAGAGUUCUAAAAAUGUAGUGUUAAUUAUCAUGAUACAAAAAGCUUAAGGAUGUUUCUCAUUGUGAGGUGGCUCUGUUGCCCAGAGGUUAAAGUCACUGGCUUUGAAUCACUUGCACCUCAAUACAUUUGGUUCAACACCUUGCUUGUGUAGGUUUUUUCAUGUGUAGAAGCCUGGAAGGUCGGCGCUUCUACUGAUGUGCUUGCUUGUGAUGAUACAAUGCUCUUAGUUGCACCUGUGGUCUUUCGUAAAAUCAGAAGUUGUCAUAUGACCUAUAAUUAUGUCAGUGUGGCAUUAAACCCAACAAAAAGAAACAUUUUAUUAAUUGCUGAUUUCUGAAAUGUAUGUGUAUGGGUGUUCGGGUUUAACGUCUUUUUCAACAAUUUUCUGAAAUGUAUCUAUAUAACAAAUGUAUGAUCUACUGUUUUAUAAACUUAUUACUCUGCCUUCUGACAAUCUGUUAAUUUCCCCUUGGCAAGAACUUCUCUAUGUCGAUUUUCUCAAAAGACACUGUAAAUGGUUCGUCCUCCGCCCCUGAUUCAUAAUGGGAAAUUUGUCCUUUGCUAGUCGAGAACGAUUGAAAAUGGGAACACUGGUUAAGGAUACCUAACCAAGAAACAAAACAUUAAUACUUAAAAAAAAAAAAAAAAAAAAAAAAAAAAAAUAUCAAACAUAUCUACACAGGCUGAAUUGCUGAAUAUGUUCUCACUGGUUUGACAGACAGAAUCAAUGAGCGUAUUUCCAAUGUAAUCAUGUUGUGUUAACAUUUACCCUGCUAUAUUUAAAAAAUGAACUAUUCUAUGAUUCAAUUUGGGCAGUACUAUUUAUUAUUCAAAGGGGUGUUCACUGAAAAUUUACUGACUGAAUAGCAGACAGUGCAGACCAAGAUCAGUAUGAUCAUGGUCUGCACUGGUUGCAAAGGCAGAAUAACUUUCCGCCAGCAGGCUAAAGGUUAACAAGUGAAAAUGACAUUAUAUCAAAACUGACUGUAUAACUGUUACUGUAUUAGUUUGAUAGAUUUGUUGUUUUUGUUGAACGAAGUUAUUGUAUGUAUGAGUGAGAAUUAACAUUAUAAACUUAAGAGGUUGCUAACAGUAUUUUAUGUUUUUAAUAUUUAUGUCUCCCACCACACAGUGGUGUGGGAGACAUAUUGAUUUACUCAAGUCUGUGUGUGUGUGUGUGUCUGUCUGUCUGUCACAAAGUUUGUCCGCACUCUAAGUCGAACAUUUCUCAUCCGAUUUUCACCAAACUUAAACAAAAUGUGUUUGACCAUAAGACCUCGGCCAGAAUCGAUAACUAGCCAAAUCGGUCUAGGCGUCUUGGAGUUAUGGCCCUUGAAUUACCAAAAAUCGGCCUUUUUAUUCUUGUCCGCACUCUAAUUCGAAGAUUUCUCAUCCAAUCUUCACCAAACUUGAACAAAAUGUGUUUGACCAUGAGGCCUCGGCCAAGUUUGAUAACUAGCCAAAUCGGUCCAGGCAUUUUGGAGUUACGGCCCUUGAAUUAUCGAAAAAUUGGCCUUUUUACUCUUGUCCACACUCUAAGUCGAACAUUUCUCAUUCGAUCUUCACCAAACUUGAACAAAAUGUGUUUGAUCAUGAGACUUCGGCCAGGUUCAAUAACUAGCCAAAUCGGUCCAGGCAUUUUGGAGUUACGGCCCUUGAAUUACCGAAAAAUCCGCCUUUUUACUCUUGUCUGCUCUUUAAGUCAAACAUUUCUCACCCGAUCUUCACCAAACUUGAACAAAAUGUGUUUGGCCAUAAGACCUUAGCCAAGUACGAUAACUAGCCAGAUCCGCUCAGGCAUUUUUGAUUUAUGGCCCUUGAAUUACUGAUUGGAUCCACUCAUCCAGACCAUCUAAUUGGAUCCACUCGUCUAAACCAUCUAGAGAAACUAGACAUUUUUCAUAGGGGCAGUGGUGGGAGACAUGCGCUUUUCUCAAAAGCAUCUCUAGUUUCAAGCUAGUUUUAGGUUAUAGUGUGCAUACUUUAACAAUAUCAUAGAAUACAGACACUGUAUAUAUUCUUCUUACAUUGAUUGUUGCCAUGUUUUUAUUUUGUUUCCAAAGAUGGAUGUGUUACUGACUUUUAUUUAGUUUGACUAAGGGACAUUUCCUUCUUUAUAUAAUAUUAGAUAUAAGUGUUGGUAAUAUUUAUUUGAUAAUGGCAUAUUUUAUGUACAUACUUCUUAAUAAAAUGAAUGGAAGCUAU
This is a messenger RNA of Mercenaria mercenaria, 12103 nucleotides long. Its product is annotated as UDP-galactose transporter senju-like. The record is from RefSeq and is a predicted model, not a curated record. The transcript is spliced from 6 exons. The coding region runs from base 88 to 1140 and encodes 350 amino acids. Gene Ontology annotation, cellular component: Golgi membrane. Gene Ontology annotation, molecular function: UDP-galactose transmembrane transporter activity. Gene Ontology annotation, biological process: pyrimidine nucleotide-sugar transmembrane transport. Lineage: Eukaryota; Metazoa; Mollusca; Bivalvia; Venerida; Veneridae.